Messenger RNA from Manduca sexta (tobacco hornworm), 1062 nucleotides. Its product is annotated as chorion class B protein PC10. Gene Ontology annotation, biological process: multicellular organism development; chorion-containing eggshell formation. The transcript has 3 exons. Gene Ontology annotation, cellular component: egg chorion. The record is from RefSeq and is a predicted model, not a curated record. Lineage: Eukaryota; Metazoa; Arthropoda; Insecta; Lepidoptera; Sphingidae. Bases 311 to 997 code for a protein of 228 amino acids. Gene Ontology annotation, molecular function: structural constituent of egg chorion.
UGACAAAUAACAUUUGCAUCACGAAAUUGUAUGAUAAUAUAAAAAGCAAAAUCUUUUUUAUUAUAUCAAGUCAAAAUCUAUACUAGAGUCGAGCACAUUUUAAAGAUUUUUUUCAAGUUUAAGAUUUCUUGUUACUGAUAUUUACACGUUGUAGUUGAAAGCAUUAGUAUGGGAAACAAUUUACUAAGGAUCACUUACACACUAGUGUUUUUAAUGCAGGAUUAUUACAUUACUCCUCAGUAGGUGCUAUAGGCUACUUUUUAUCCUGGGAAUUACUAUUUAUCCCGGAAAUACUUUUUGUCGCGGACGGAUGGAGGCAAAAGUUAUUUCUGGCCAACUACUUCCUAGCGCCGAAAUGAUUGGCCCAGCGAUAAUGCCAGAAAUGGCCAUAACAGAUACCAUUAUUGGUCCCAACAUACCACAUGGUCCCAACGUGCCAUAUAUACCUAACAUGCCGCUUGGUCCUAACAUACCACUUGGACCAAACCUUGGUUUAAAUAACAUCGCAAACCUAGGUGCAAGUAAUAUGGCGCUAGCUUCAAAUAUGGCAAUGGGGGCACCUAGAGCAGCUUUAGGUCCAGUUGGCCCCAAUUGGGCUGGAAACUUAGGCCUUGGAAUAUCGCCAGCUUCUAUGGCUCCGCCAAUGGGCCUUGCAGCUUCGUACGGUGGCGGUUUUACAGUAACCAGUUCGUCUCCCAUUGCCCCCACGGGCUUAACAGUAACAUCCGAAAACACCAUUGAAGGACCUCUGCUAGUAGCUGGACAACUUCCAUUCCUAGGUACAGUUGCGGUAGACGGUGCAUAUGCCACAACUGGAAUGGGCUCCGUGACCUAUGGUUGUGGAGAUGGAAACAUCGGCAUGGUGAAUGAGGGCAUCCCUGCUACGCCAUCAGCGCCGGUAAUGGCUCCAGGUUACAACCCAGCUAUGUCCCCGGGACUUAAUUACAAUGGUCUCGGUGGAAGAAUGGGUCUCAAUGGGAUCGGAGGUUACUAUUAAAAAAAUAUGAUUACUGUUAUUUAAUUGUUGUUACUGUAUUAUUUAUGUAUGUAUUUAUGUUCUUA